GUCAGGGAGGGGAUUUUUCUCUUUCAAAAGGAGCCCGGUCCCGGUCUCAUCAUCCAGACGCCGCGACGAGUAACGUCUGAUAAAGAGUAACUGACUUUGAAAUAAAUUAGCUUGGUAAAGAGAGGCGAGUCGGACACGGCAGGAUAAGAAAACCGCCGGAGUCGAAGCCAGACAACCAUUAUGGAAGGAGCCAAGGGCAGCGAGACGGUGCUGAGCGAACUCGAGUCGGCUAUCGAAACCGUGGUAGAGAAUUACAACAAAUACUCAGCCAAAGAAAACUUGUUGAGAAAAGGGGGGAUCAAAAAGUCCAACUUCAAAAGGAUGCUCCAAAGUGAGCUGAGCCACAUGUUGACGGACACCACGAAGAAGGAGGCAGUGGAAAAACUGUUCCAGGACCUGGAUCAGAACAGGGACGGGGUGAUCGAUUUCGACGAAUAUUGGGCCUUGAUCGGGAGCAUUGUGAAGCCCAUCGCCCGCGAUAAGCAAUAAUAGGUGGAAAAUAAAGGCGGCCGCUGAAUCCAAGGGAAACAAUCCAUUGUAAUCACCCCAAAGACCUUCGACCGCCAUUUUUAACCCCCUAAAUACCUUGCAUUUUGGAGUAGCUAUUCCUACCCCAUGUGGGGCAGGGGAAAAUUCAGAGCAGGGGCGCCUCAGGAAUUAAGGCAACUGUCCAACUGGGAUUAAGGUUGGCGUCUCAAAACUUAGGACCGCUUCUCUUUUCUUUGUGAAGUCUUUCUCCUCCAACAAGCUCCCGGUCCUCAUUGAAGACGGACGAAACCAACUGUUGUCUCUCUGCAACAAAACGCACGUCGCCCCUGACUUGGGGUGAGGGUGGUGGAAGAAAGAGGGAGACAGGGGAGGGGGGUUUUUCUUUUGAAACAGAAGCCCGUCCCAGUCUCGUCACGCAGGGGCUGGGCGUAACUUCUGGUAGCACUAAACAGACUUUGAAUUAAAUCAGCUUGGUUCAACAAAGGCAGAGAGGCCAGGAUAAGAAAAUGGAGUCCAGCCAGACAACCGUCAUGGAGGGAGCCAAGGGCAGCGAGACGGUGCUGAGCAAACUCGAGUCGGCUAUCGAAAUCAUGGCACAGAAUUACAACAAAUACUCAGCCAAAGAAAACUUGUUGAGAAAAGGGGGGAUCAAAAAGUCCAACUUCAAAA
This is a messenger RNA of Pantherophis guttatus, 1158 nucleotides long. NCBI's taxonomy places the organism in Eukaryota, Metazoa, Chordata, Lepidosauria, Squamata, Colubridae. The record is from RefSeq and is a predicted model, not a curated record.